CCAAACCCGUCCAAAACCCAUCCUUUUUCUCGUUUCCUCCCACCCCCUCCCCCCUCUCGGCUCCAAACGCAAGCGCGAACGCUCUCCCUCUCUCCACUCCUCGCGCUCUCCAUCUCCAUGAGAGCCUAAACGCCACAGCCGCCGUCAAAGCUGACAAGACCGCGAGAAAAAGGGUGCAUUUUUUCCCCUCUCCCCCCUCGGGCGCCCGCGAUGCCGCCGUCGCGGUCGCUGUUCCUGCUGCUCAUGCUCGCGCUGGCGCCACUCGAGUCGCCGGCGGCGCAGGCGCCGGCGCCGCCGGUGGCGCGGACGGCGGAGGUGCAGGCGGAGAUCGACGCGCUCCUCGCGUUCCGCCGCGGGCUGCGCGACCCCUACGGCGCCAUGUCCGGGUGGGAUGCGGCCUCGCCAUCGGCGCCCUGCUCCUGGCGCGGCGUCGCGUGCGCGCCCGGCGGCGCCGGCGGCCGCGUCGUCGAGCUGCAGCUCCCGCGGCUCCGCCUCUCCGGCCCCAUCUCGCCGGCGCUUGCUUCGCUCCCGUACCUCGAGAGGCUGAGCCUCCGGUCCAACUCGUUCUCCGGCGCCAUCCCGGCCUCGCUCUCCCGCGUCACCUCCCUCCGCGCCGUCUUCCUCCAGUACAACUCCCUCUCCGGCCCCAUUCCCCAGUCUUUCCUCUUCAACCUCACUAACCUCGACACCUUUGACGUGUCCGGCAACCUCCUGUUCGGCCCCGUCCCCGCUUCAUUUCCUCCCAACUUGAAGUACCUCGACCUCUCCUCCAAUGCGUUCAUCGGCACCAUCCCGGCGAGCAUUAGCGCCUCGACGGCGAACCUCCAGUUCUUGAACCUGUCCUUCAACCGACUCCGGGGGACCGUGCCGGCGUCGCUGGGCGCCUUGCAGAACCUGCAUUACCUCUGGCUGGACGGGAACCUUCUCGAGGGGACCAUCCCUUCGGCGCUGGCCAACUGCUCGGCGCUGCUCCACCUGAGCCUGCAGGGGAACUCGCUCCGCGGCAUCUUGCCGUCCGCGGUCGCCGCAAUACCCACGCUGCAGAUUCUCUCGGUGUCGCGGAACCGUCUCUCCGGCGCCAUCCCGGCCGCGGCGUUCGGCGGCCAGGGGAACUCGUCGCUGCGCAUCGUGCAGCUCGGCGGCAACGAGUUCUCGCAGGUGGACGUGCCGGGAGGGCUCGGCGCGGAUCUCCAGGUGGUGGACCUAGGGGGUAACAAGCUGGCCGGUCCGUUCCCGACCUGGCUCAUCGGGGCGGGGGGAUUGACGCUGCUCGACCUCUCUGGCAAUGCGUUCACUGGCGACUUACCGCGGGCCGUCGGGCAGCUCACUUCGCUGCAGGAGCUGCGCCUUGGCGGUAAUGCUUUCACUGGCACCGUGCCCGUGGAGAUUGGCAGAUGCGGCACGCUCCAGGUGCUUGAUCUCGAGGACAACCGCUUCUCCAGCGAGGUGCCGGCCGCUCUUGGCGGUCUCCCAAGGCUCAGAGAGCUCUAUCUUGGCGGUAACACUUUCUCCGGCCAAAUUCCGAUGAGCUUGGGGAACCUGUCUUGGCUGGAGGCAUUGUCCAUACCGAGGAACAGGCUCGCUGGUGGCCUGUCUGGUGGUCUCUUCCAGCUGGGGAAUCUGACGUUCCUGGACCUAUCAGAGAACAACCUCACCGGAGAGAUUCCUCUUGCCAUCGGUAAUCUGUCCGCUCUCCAGAGUUUAAAUUUGAGCGGCAAUGCCUUCUCUGGUCGCAUUCCGACGACCAUUGGCAAUCUGCAGAACCUGCGAGUUCUCGACCUCUCUGGUCAGAAGAACCUAUCUGGCACUCUCCCAGUAGAGCUUUUCGGCUUGCCACAACUGCAGUAUGUGUCGCUCGCUGGCAACUCGUUCUCCGGCGAUGUUCCUGAAGGAUUCAGCAGUCUUUGGAGCCUGCAACAUCUCAAUCUCUCCGGCAAUUCUUUCACUGGGUCAAUCCCGGCUACAUAUGGGUACUUGCCAUCGCUCCAAGUGCUUUCGGCCUCUCAUAAUCGCAUUUCUGGGGAGCUGCCUGCCGAGCUCGCCAAUUGUUCCAACCUCACUGUGCUUGAGCUCAAGGGCAAUCAGCUGAUUGGCUCCGUCCCGAGUGUUCUCUCACGCCUUGGUGAAUUGGAGGAGCUUGACCUCAGCUACAAUCAGCUAUCUGGCAAGAUACCACCGGAGAUUUCCAACUGCUCGUCGCUUGCCAUUCUCAGGCUUGAUGACAACCAUAUUGGUGGCGAGAUACCAGCAUCUCUCGUCAACCUCUCGAAGCUGCAAACAAUUGACUUGUCGUCCAACAAUCUUACAGGCAGCAUCCCUGCUUCAUUAGCUCAGAUUCCAAACCUUGUAUCAUUCAAUGUGUCACACAAUGAGCUUACCGGUGAGAUACCGUCAAUGCUUGCCUCCCGCUUUGGAACCCCUUCAGCAUAUGCUUCCAAUUCAGAGUUGUGCGGUCCGCCAUUGGAGAGUGAAUGCGGUGAGUACUGGCGGCGCCGCAGGCGGCAGAGGCUGCAGCGCCUGGCUCUACUGAUUGGUGUGGUGGCUGCCGCGGUGCUGCUCCUUGUGCUAUUCUGCUGUUGCUGCGUGUUCAGCUUGCUGCGAUGGAGGCGCCGGUUCGUUGAGAGCCGUGAUGGUGUGAAGAAGAGGAGACGCAGCCCCGGACGAGGCAGCGGGUCAAGUGGCACGAGCACUGAGAAUGGUGUCAGCCAGCCGAAGCUGAUCAUGUUCAAUUCCAGGAUCACCUAUGCUGAAACAGCUGAGGCGACUCGGCAGUUUGACGAGGAGAAUGUGCUCAGCCGAGGCCGGCAUGGUCUUGUGUUCAAGGCUUGUUACAGUGAUGGCACCGUGUUGGCCAUCUUACGGCUUCCCUCCACCUCGGCUGAUGGUGCUGUGGUGAUUGAUGAGGGCUCGUUCAGGAAAGAGGCCGAGUCCCUCGGUAAGGUGAAGCACAGGAACCUGACUGUCCUCCGUGGCUACUACGCCGGACCGCCGCCGGAUGUUCGUCUGCUAGUCUAUGACUACAUGCCCAACGGCAACCUCGCCACAUUGCUCCAAGAAGCGUCCCACCAAGAUGGCCACAUCCUCAACUGGCCAAUGAGGCACCUAAUCGCCCUCGGCGUCUCCCGCGGCCUUGCAUUCCUCCAUCAGUCCGGCGUCGUGCAUGGCGACGUCAAACCACAGAACAUCCUCUUUGAUGCCGACUUCGAGCCGCACCUGUCUGACUUCGGCCUUGAGCCGAUGGUGGUGACCGCGGGAGCCGCAGCGGCAGCGGCAGCCGCAUCAACAUCAGCGGCAACACCAGUGGGUUCGCUCGGCUACGUCGCCCCCGACGCGGCUGCUGCUGGGCAGGCAACAAGGGAAGGCGACGUCUACAGCUUCGGCAUCGUGUUGCUGGAGCUCCUCACCGGCCGGCGCCCCGGCAUGUUCGCCGGGGAGGAGGAGGACAUCGUGAAGUGGGUGAAGCGGCAGCUGCAGCGCGGCGCGGUGGCCGAGCUGCUGGAGCCGGGCCUGCUGGAGCUGGACCCGGAGUCGUCCGAGUGGGAGGAGUUCCUGCUGGGCAUCAAGGUCGGGCUGCUCUGCACCGCGCCGGACCCCCUGGACCGCCCGGCCAUGGGCGACGUGGUGUUCAUGCUCGAGGGCUGCCGCGUCGGCCCGGACAUCCCGUCCUCCGCCGACCCCACCUCCCAGCCGUCCCCGGCGUAGCUCACCGGCGCCCCUCGGCCGGCACUGUCAGAUUCAAUUCAGUAGCUUGUUCCAUUUGUUUUCGCUAAUUCUUUUUCCUGAUUAGUUAAGAUUAGUCUUAGUCUCAGCUAAGCCGGCCGGCCGGCGUGCGCUUGUCGACCGUCGAACUGACAUGUGAAGCCGGGAACCGUUUCCCGGCAAGGAAGGAGGCUGGCCCAAGGGUGGAAGUAGCCGUUGGGCGUCCUAAUCUCGUGGUUAGGGGAGGUGUCAGUACCGGGAAGCAAAUAACCAUGUGGAGCACUGGUGCUUGGCACAGCAUGAUGCUGCCAUGUUGCAUGUGGGGUUCCCUGCCCACCCUCAACGGCUACUAAUACUGCAGGAUCUGGUUGUGUCUCCUGGCCAUUGAUCUUGGCCGUCCUGUACUACCCUGUACUCUUGUAGGAAUUGAUUCGCGUAGGGGCCUGCUUGGCUUCCUGGGAUAUUGUCUUAUUAAAUCUCAUUUUACCUGAGCUGGAUCUUUGUAUCAUGUGCUGUAUAUUUGUCUGUAUUUUGUUAUCCCAGUUGGUUCUAGUGGAUGGAUGAUGCGUC
Messenger RNA from Phragmites australis (common reed), 4269 nucleotides. RefSeq names its product probable inactive leucine-rich repeat receptor kinase XIAO. The transcript has a single exon. NCBI's taxonomy places the organism in Eukaryota, Viridiplantae, Streptophyta, Magnoliopsida, Poales, Poaceae. Gene Ontology annotation, biological process: protein phosphorylation. The coding region runs from base 211 to 3702 and encodes 1163 amino acids. The record is from RefSeq and is a predicted model, not a curated record. Gene Ontology annotation, molecular function: protein binding; protein kinase activity; ATP binding.